Portunus trituberculatus (swimming crab) is the source of this 7293-nucleotide messenger RNA. RefSeq names its product mucin-2-like. Lineage: Eukaryota; Metazoa; Arthropoda; Malacostraca; Decapoda; Portunidae. The record is from RefSeq and is a predicted model, not a curated record. The transcript has 5 exons. The coding region runs from base 1 to 7293 and encodes 2430 amino acids.
AUGAGCAGACCAAUUGUGGCAGGUGACAGACAGACAGCGACAGACGACCAACAGACCAACAGAGAUUUAAACCAGUACCAAGACAAAAACCAAGACCAAGAUCUGGAGACAAGUGACCCACCUCGACCUGGCUCAUCUGGACACGACCCUGACAAACCAAAUGACGUGUUUCCACCUUUCCUUAGCUCACCUGUACCCACAAACACACAGACACCUUGGGAGACGCAGCUGCUACACUUUUCACACCUGUCCCCCUUUCGUAACCCUCGCAACACCAUUCCUUCACGUUUACCUUUAAAUUCUGUAGCUAAGAUGAAUUUGAGUCGUGAGUUUGAUGUUACUUCGUCGCCUCCCGUUUCUCUCACGCCUAAAUCUUCGCAUAUCUUACCUCAGAGUUAUGCUAAAGAGCGAGUGACACCGAAACAGGACAUUAAUGAAGCUUGGUUCGAUCCUACUAAAGAUACUGGAAGGAAGACAGGUACUCGUGUUUCUGGAGGUGAAAAUGUAGGUGUGUCUUAUCCAUUUGGGUUUGAAGAUGGAGCCACGGUUACGGAAAUACAGGGAAAGAUACAGGAUUCAGUAGCAGAAGAGAUACAACAUGAAAAUCUCCGUUCACAGGAACAGCGCCAGACUUUUCCUGCAGGAGAGGGACACCUGACAGCACUCCUCAGCAUCUUGAAGGAGACAGAGGGCAGUGACACAACACGCCAGGAAGAGGAGAGGACAAGAUUAACACAAGAAUUCAAAACGUUUACUGAAAAUAUAAUAAACACGAAUUUGUCUGAACGUGACAUUGUAUCCCUGCUGCAAGUGAUUCAUAAGUAUCAAGAGAACCAAAAGAACCGGAACCUCUUCUUUGAUGACUACGAUUCACUCCAGAAACAUCAAUUCACAGCACGAUCUAAAGUUUCCGCACCCUCAGAAGAUCACCAGACGCGCAUCUUUACUAACGAAACGAAGAGCAAAGGAUACUCGUACAUUCGUGGUGGUCAUUGGAGAGGAAGAACCGCACCUCCUUCCACUACACUUGGUCCGUUCACCUACAACAACGGCACUGUCACCUUCCACAACGGAGUGCCUAACUUUGGGGUCCACUCAACGCUACAGAAGUUACAUUACAUCCUGAUAGGCAAAUUGGAUUCACUUCAACACAAGACUUCUGCUGGAGUUCAAAUAACCUUCGAGAAUGGUGUCCCUAUCAUAUCUUCCAGUAAGGGACCCGCUCCACGUCCCAUCCUGUCCAUCCUGCAGCAGGCUGUUAACACUGCCACUGAAGCGGAGUCUCCUGAAGGGAACGCAGGGAUGAAAGACAGGAUUCAGGAUAUAGAAACUAGCAUCCCUGUACCUCUCUCCCUUGAAAGCAGAACCACCAGUGAACCUACACCGUCAGAUACUACAGAAGGCGUUGACGCAAAACCAUUUCCCGUUCUGUGGGACACUGGAUCACCACACAGAGAAAACGUCAGUCAUUUCUCCUUUCUUAAGCAACUGAAGGAGUUUCUCUUUCUAAAGGACAAGACUGAAGAAGGCGAUGAAGACACGGACCCUUUCCAGUACAGAAUCGGGAGUCGUGAUGACCUAAACACUGAGGAUGAAGGCUCUGGAGUCACCAGCACACAACCCAAGGACGACUCACCCAGCCAGCGGGAAGAUCAAGGGCAGGUUGUCAUCAGCGUCAAUCAAAACCAGAACCAGGAACAGAGUCAAGUCAUGCCCUUGCUGCUGGUUCGCCCUGGACACUCACCAAACUCCCAAGGUUAUCCUCAGGAACUUCACUCUUAUUCACAGAGACCGACUGGUGUGGGUCUGGUUCCUUGGCAUCCUUUUAACCUGUUAGGGCUUUCAAACCUGUUAUCUAAGCCUACUGCCACCACCACAAAGCCAAGCCAGAGUGGUUCAGAGGCCUCCUGUACCUCUGCUUUCUCCGUGGUUCCAAAUCCUGACGGUUCCAGUGAGAACUCUGGCGUGUUUUCCUUCAAGGUGGUUCAGAGUAGCUUCCGAUCAGAACAUUGUCUUACUGGUUCUCCCUUCCAAGUCGUCACGAACCAAAAUACCUCCAGUGUCUUCCCUUUUACUGUCACGUCUGGUAUAAAUGGUUCCCUUUCAGACAGUGGCAGGUACCCAUUCCAGGUCAUUCCAGGCCCGGAUGGUAUGGGUGGCGUGACCUUUGCAAUAAAACCACACCCAGAUGACCCGAACCCUGGACCAUAUCCCUUCACCAUAGUCCCUGACCCUAGUGACCCUGAUACCUUCCUUGUAGUGCCAAAACCAGGGUCAGGAACUACACAGGGUACACCAGGUCAGGGAGACGGUACAGGGGAUCAUCCGUACCUACUUGUACCUGAAGGAGUCACAGUAGGAGGAGGACCUGUCACUAUCAUAACCAAUUCUUCUGAAGGAGGAAAAGAUGAACCGUACUUUGAAAUACUGCACUCGAUUGGUUCUGAAGGCAGGCAUCCGGUUCUAGUGUACCCAAGACCGCCUGAUGAGAACGGUUCUACUAGCCUUCCAACACAUAUCUUCAUACCGGAUCCGACUGCCCCGCCUACCACUUCCGGACUGGUUCCUGGUAUUUUAGUCGCAAUACCGCAGCAAACCACUACUACUACUACUACUACCACUACUACCACACCUGCUACGACUACUACCGCUGAUACUACCAAUGCUACUACUGUUACUACUACUACUACUACUACUGCUGUUCCUACCACUGCUACCACAACUACUACUGAUACUACAACCUCGUCCCUCUCCACAUCAGAAGAACCAAAAACUACCAGGGAAAUGACCACCAUGGAACCAACACCAACAGAACCGAACACAAUGGAAUCCACAACUGCUGAACCAACCACAGCAGAACUCACCACCAUAGAACCAACGACCACCGUAGAAGCAAUGACGACCUCUCAACCGAACACAAUGGAAUCCACAACUAUAGAACCAAACACUGAAGAAUUGACAACCACAAUACAACCAAGUACUAUGGAACCAUCAACCACUGCAGAACCAACGACCACUGAUGAACCAGCUACAACCACAAAACCAACGACCACCAUGGGACCAAUGACCACCAUGGAACCAACGACAACCAUGGAACCAACGACAACCAUGGAACCAACGGCAACAACGGAACCAAUGACAACUGAUGAACCAACGACCACCAUGGAACCAACGACCACUGAUGAACCAACGACCACCAAAGAACCAACGACAACAAUGGAACCAACGACCACCAUGGAACCAACGACAACCAUGGAACCAACGAAAACCAUGGAACCAACGACCACUGAUGAACCAACGACCACCAUGGAACCAACGACCACCAUGGAACCAACGACAGCCAUGAAACCAACGACAACCAUGGAAUCAACGACCACUGAUGAACCAACGACCACCACUAAACCAACGACCACCAUUGAACCAACGACCACUGAUGAACCAACAACCACCAUGGAACCAACGACCACCAUUGAACCAACGACCACUGAUGAACCAACGACCACCACUGAACCAACGACCACCAUUGAACCAACGACCACUGAUGAACCAACAACCACCAUGGAACCAACGACUACAAUGAAACCAAUGACCACUGAUGAACAGAGGACCACCAUGGAACCAACGACCACGAUUGAACCAACGACCAUCAUGGAACCAACGACCACCAUGGAACCAACAACCACUGAUGAAUCAACGACCACCAUGGAAUCCACGACCACAAUGGAACCAACGACCACAGUGGAACCAACGACCACUGAUGAAACAACGACCACCAUGGAACCCACGACCACAAUGGAACCAACGGCCACAGUGGAACCAAUGACAACCAUGGAACCAACGACAACCAUGGAACCAACAACCACAGUGGAACCAACGACCACUGAUGAAACAACGACCACCACGGAACCAACCACCAACAUGGAACCAACGACCACUAUGGAACCAGCGACCACCAUGGAACCCACGACCACUGAUGAACCAACGACCACCAUGGAACCAACGACAACCAUGGAACUAACGACCACUGAUGAACCAACGACCACUGAUGAACGUACGACUACCAUGCAACAAACGACCACCGUGGAACCAACGACCACCAUGAAACCAACGAUUAGCAUGGAACCCACGACCACCAUGGAACCAACGACCACUUUGGAACAAACAACCACCGUGGAACCAACGACUACAUCCAAACCAACGACCACCAUGGAACCAAAGACCACCACAGAACCAACGACCACCAUGGAACCCACGACCAUCAUGAAACCAAUGACCACUGUGGAACCAACGACCACCAUGGAACCAACGACCACUGUGGAACAAACGACCACCGUGGAACCAACGACUACAUCAGAACCAACGACCACCAUGGAACCAACGACUGCCACAGAACCAACGACCACCAUAGAAUCAACGACCACUGAUGAACCAACGACCACCACAGAACCAACGACCACCAUAGAAUCAACGACCACUGAUGAACCAACGACCACCACAGAACCAACGACCACCAUAGAAUCAACGACCACUGAUGAACCAACGACCACCACAGAACCAACGACCACCAUAGAAUCAAUGACCACUGAUGAAUCAACGACCACCAUAGAACAAACAACCACUGAUGAACCAACGACCACCACAGAACCAACGACCACCACAGAAUCAACGACCACUGAUGAACCAACGACCACCAUAGAACCAACAACCACUAAUGAACCAACGACCACCACAGAACCAACGACCACCAUGGAACCAACGAAAACUGAUGAAGCAACGACCACCAUGGGACCAACAACCACCGUGGAACCAACGACCACCAUGGAACCUACGACCACCAUGGAACCAAAGACCACUAUGGAACAAACGACCACCGUGGAACCAACAACUACAGUGGAAUCAUCGACCACCAUGGAACCUGCUACCACCAUGGAACCAAUGACCACCCUGGAGGCAACGACCACAACGGAACCAACUACUUCCAUGGAACCAAUGAUCACUGAUGAAAUAACGACCACCACGGAACCAAUGCUCACUAAUGAACCAACCACCAUGGAACCAACGACCACUAUGGAACCAACGACCACCGAUGAACCAACGGAACCAACGACCACCAUGGAACUUACGACCACCAUGAGUCCAACGACCACCGUAGAACCAACAACCACAACGGAACCAACGACCACUGAUGAACCAAUGACCACCGUGGAACUCACGACCACCAUGGAACCAACGACCACUGAUGAACCAACGACCACCAUGGAAUCAACGACCACCGUGAAGCCAACGACCAUCAUGGAACUGACGACCACUGUGGAACAAACGACCACAACAGAACAUAUGAUCACAACAGAACCAACGACCAACACAGAACCGACGACCACCAUGGAACCAACGACUACCAUGGAACCAACGACCACCACAGAACCAACAACCACCAUGGAACCAACGACCACUAAUGAACCAACGACCACCAUGGAACCAACGACCACUAUGGAAUCAACGACUACCGUGAAACCAACUAUCACUGUGGAACCAACGACUACCAUGGAACCAACGGCCACUGAUGAACCGACGACUACCAUGGAACUAACGACCACCAUGGAACCAACGACCACUGAUGAACCAACGACCACCGUGAAACCAAUGACCACCGUGGAACCAACAAUCACCGUGGAACCAACAACUACCAUGGAACCAACGACCACUGAUGAACCAAUGACCACCAUGGAACCAACGACCACCACGGAACCAACGACCACUAUGGAACCAACGACCACCAUGGAACCAACGACUACCAUAGAACCAACCACCACUGAUGAACCAAAGACCACCAUAGAACCAACGAUCACUGAUGAACCAACGACCACUGAAGAAACAACGGCCACCAUGGAACCAACGACCACCACAGAACCAACGACCACCACAAAACCAGCGACAACCAUGGAACCCACAACCACCAUGGAACCAACGACCACCAUGGAACCAACGAACACCGUAGAACCAACAACCACCAUGGAACCAACGACCACCAUGGAACCCACGACUACCGUGAAACCAACGAUCACAGCAGAACCAACGACCACUACAGAAACGACGACCACCAUGGAUCCAACGACCACAACAGAACCAAUGACCACUGAUCAACCUACGACCACUGAUGAACCAACGACCACCACAGAACCAACGACCAAAACAGAACCAACGACCACUGAUGAACCAACGACCACUGAUGAACCAACGACCACCACAGAACCAACGACCACAAUAGAACUAACGAGCACCAUGGAACCAACGACCACUGAUGAACCAACGACUACCGUGGAACCAACGACCACUGAUGAACCAACGACCACCGUGAAACCAACGACCACCAUGGAACCAACGACCACCGUAGAACCAACGACCACCACGGAACCAACGACCACCGUAGAAACAACGACCACCAUGGAACCAACGACCACCGUAGAGCCAUCGACCACCACGGAACCAACGACUACUGAUGAACCAACGACCACUGAUGAACCAACGACCACCGUGGAACCAACAACCACCGUGGAACCAAUGACCACUGAUGAACCAACGACCACCAUGGAACCAACGACCACCGUAGAACCAACCACCACCAUGGAACCAACGACCACCGUAGAACCAACGACCACUAUGGAACCAACGACCACAACAGAACCAACGACCACAACAGAACCAACGACCACAACUACGACCACAACCACAACCACACCCACCACCACUACUACCACCACCACCACCACUACUACCACUCCGACUACCACUACCAGAAGAACCACUACUAGAAGAACGACCACAAGACGACCACUCAUUCCCAUCAACCCUCACAGCGGUUCUCGUCUGAAUGUGAACGGACCAAUCAUAGAUGAGUUUGCGGAGAGGACCAAUCACGUGCCUGUGGGAGCUGGUGACGUCAUUUCUUCAGGCAGUCACAGGAGCGCCUCGCCUUCAGGAAGAACGCGACUAAAUACGAAAUUCAGUGACUUUUGGACGAAAUAUUGGGGGUGGUCAGCGCGGAACGAAAUGCUAGAGAGAGAGAGAGAGAGAGAGAGAAGCAUUACAUCACUACCUUAUGUAACUUCUAAAUCCCGGAACUUACGGGCUCUCCUCUCGGCCCGUCUGGAAUCAUUAAGUCAUCAGGCAGGGCCAGUGUGUGUCCUUCCCUGCCUGCCUCCCUCCCACCAGCCAGCCAGCCAGCCAGACUGCCCCGCGCCGGGUUCAUCUCUCCAAGCAGACGUGCCCGCCACACAGAUCCUCAUGGCAUAA